Messenger RNA from Hydra vulgaris (swiftwater hydra), 660 nucleotides. RefSeq lists its product as uncharacterized. NCBI's taxonomy places the organism in Eukaryota, Metazoa, Cnidaria, Hydrozoa, Anthoathecata, Hydridae. The record is from RefSeq and is a predicted model, not a curated record.
AUGCAUGAUAUCUAUAACAAUGAUGGUGAAUAUGUAUAUUUAGGUCUUGAAAAUCAGUUAAUACAAAUAAUGGAAAAUACGUAUAAAGUUAUUUUAUGUCGAGACUUUUGCUUGAACCUUCAACUUAAUACUGAUGGAUUGCCACUGUAUAAAAGUUCUGCAAAGCAGUUUUGGCCAAUACUAUAUUCAGUAAGUUAUGGUGGAACUACUUUUAAACCAUUUGUAGUUGGCUUGUUUUGUGGAAAUAGUAAACCAGUAUCAGCUAAAGUAUUUUUAUCUGGAUUUGUUGAGGAGAUUAUAAAACUUAAAGAGUGUGGAUUUGCUGUGGCAGGUACCUUUUUUACUAUAGCUAUCAAUGCUUUUAUAUCUGAUGCACCUGCUCGUGCAUUUGUUAAAGGUAUAACAAGCCACAAUGGGUAUUAUGGAUGUGAAAGAUGCGUUCAGGUUAGAAAAUAUGUAGAAGGAAGAAUCACAUUUCCGGAAUUGUAUGCAGAGAGGCGAACAGAUAGCUCAUUUUUUAAUCGUAAACAAAAGCAGCAUCAUAAAAAAAAUGUUGUACCACCACUUCUAGAGCUUAAUGUUGGUCAUAUUUCACAAUUUUCUUUGGAAUAUAUGCAUCUUGUAUGCCUUGGUGCGACUCUAAAAUUGUUAUUGUAUUAA